AGAAACCGACGAUCAGACGCCGGAGAAGAAAGCAAAUGCUCGGGCUUUCUUACGGCGAGAUCUUAGUCAUCAUCGGUGCAACAGCUGCUGUUGUAGGUCCUAAGAAUCUUCCGAUUAUCGCCAGAGCAGGAAGAUUAUUCGGACGAGCCAUUGGCUCCAUCCAAAUGGCUCGUGGCCACAUAGAUGGUGUCAUGAAACAACCUCAAAUGCAGGAGAUUUCGAAAGAAGUUCAAGAUUUGCGAGCACAAGUGGACGCUAUUAGCCAUGGAGCAAGCUUCUCUCUUUUUAAUUCAAGUCCUUUGACUCGAAGAGUUGACAAUCAAACUCCAGAGUCUAAUCCAAGCACCAAUGGGAAUGUUACAUCGGUCAAUGUUGAAGAAAGACACAAGAGUGCAGAUCAUUGGACAAAGGCUCAAGAAUUUAGUGGCUCGGUUAACCUACACGCUCAAGCAACGACAUUUUCACGAUUAUCUGAGACAGCCAACGGCUUCAUACGUACUCUAAGCAGUGAUUCAAGUCUCUUGCCUGUUCUUCCAGUUUCAGCUGAAAUGGCAAAGUUUCUCCCUAAUCGCAAAGAGAGUGCAAGAGGAUCUGAUUUAGUGCUGGAGGCAGUUCUUGAAGCCGAAGUAGCACACAAAGCCAAACACUUUUUCCCACAAGCCGAGAAAGAAACUCCGUCUUUAAAAGGGAAGCUUCUCGGUGAAGGUGACAGUGACAAGAAAGGAGAAAGUUGAAGUCAAGUUUAUGUUAUCAUUUGUUAUCAUUGAUCACAAAAGACCCGGGCAUCGUCAUUGUAGGUAGCGUUAGAAUUGACGAUUCUGGAU
Messenger RNA from Eutrema salsugineum, 824 nucleotides. RefSeq lists its product as uncharacterized. Lineage: Eukaryota; Viridiplantae; Streptophyta; Magnoliopsida; Brassicales; Brassicaceae. The record is from RefSeq and is a predicted model, not a curated record.